Diabrotica virgifera virgifera (western corn rootworm) is the source of this 4346-nucleotide messenger RNA. RefSeq names its product glutathione S-transferase 1-like. Gene Ontology annotation, molecular function: glutathione transferase activity. Gene Ontology annotation, biological process: glutathione metabolic process. Bases 270 to 932 code for a protein of 220 amino acids. The record is from RefSeq and is a predicted model, not a curated record. The transcript is spliced from 5 exons. NCBI's taxonomy places the organism in Eukaryota, Metazoa, Arthropoda, Insecta, Coleoptera, Chrysomelidae.
GAACGAUAUAAAAAUACCCAACCCAACACCACAGAAUAUAUAACCACAUAUAUGGUUAUUUAUUCUGUGCCAACACCCAACACAAACACAGCCACACCCGUCGCCCGUCGCCCGUUACCCGUCCGGUCAAGUCAAGUCAAAAGCUCAAAAGCUGUGCGUGCGCUCAACUCCUGGGUUGAAAAAUUUGAAAACCAGAAAACAUUUGACCAGAUUUGACAGACACAGACCAUAUACUUAAUUUAGAACAAUACAAAUUAGUGUAAAGCAAAAUGAAGCCCAUCUUGUACCACUUACCUCCCAGUGGAAAUUCCAGAGGAGCAUUAUUAGCAGCCAAAGUAGCAGGUGUUGAUGUAGAUAUACAGAUUGUAGAUAUAAUGAAAAGGGAACAAUUCACAGAGGCCUUUUUAAAGAUUAAUCCUCAACAUACUUUACCUACUUUGGUUGAUGGAGAUUUAACUCUCUGGGACAGUCAUGCUAUUGCAGGAUAUCUGGCAACACAAUACUCAAAGGAUGAUAAUUUAUAUCCCAAAGAUCCAAAAAAGAGAGCUCUUGUGGAUCAGAGAUUAUACUUUGACUGUGGAACUUUAUAUCCAAGACUCCGAGCUAUAUGUUUUCCAAUUAUACAUAAAGGUGAAACCAAAAUUUAUGAUGAACAUAGAGCAUCUUUAGAAGAAGCUUUAGGAUUUUUGGAUGGGUUUCUCGAAGGCAAUGAUUUUGUAACAGGAAAACAUCUAACAAUUGCUGAUUGCUCUUUAGUAGGUUCAGUAUCCAGUAUAGUGGCUAUAGGAUGGGACGUUAGUGCUCACUCUAACAUUGCCAAUUGGAUAACAAGAUGUGCCUUGGCAAUUCCAGAUUAUGAAGAAGCAAAUCAAAAGGGCGCAGAUGCAUUUGGCCAAUUAGUAGGAAGUAAAUUGGCCCCCGGACAACUGUAAACAUUGCGGUAUUCUGUACUUUUAGAUAAUCCUUUAAAAAAAAAAUUUAAAAACAAAAAUCAAAAAUAGACAUAUAUAUAUAUAUAUAUAUAUAUAUAUAUAUAUAUAUAUAUAUAUAUAUAUAUAUAUAUAUAUAUAUAUAUAUAUAUUUUAUAAUACUUGAAUAUACUGAAUGCUAUCAACAGUCCCGGACUGGCAGACUGACCCAUGGGACAGUGCGCCUUUUGCAUUUACCCUAUCAAAAAUUUAACGCUGAAAAAAAUGUUCAUACGGAACCUUUUCAGAUUCAAGACUUUUAAUAUUAGUCCUGUCGCCAUGGGGGGUACAACGGCCUCCUUAAUUCAGAUGGACUUACCCAAGUUUUUGAAGAUAUUCUUUUUAGGCGCGAUUCGAUUAAGGGGAAAAUUGUACAUAAAUCUGCGCGCCUGCGCACACAGACAGUAUGUAGUUCCUUGCUAAUCUUUCAAGAUAGGUGUUUAUGUAUCUGUAUCCGUGCAAAUAAGUCAUUAAAAGAAUAUAUUAGUGUUUUUAGUAAAUGUAUUAUUUAUUAUAAUUCUUGUGUUUUUGGAUUUGUGUUUCUCUGUAGUAAAAUAAUGAAAUAUUUACACUAUUUGUCGCCGUGUUGUGUAUUUAUAUCCGAAACUUACAUGUCAAUUAGAAGGACCUCGCUGGUGUAGUUGCUAGGGCGUUAGCUCCGAGAUUGGAAUGACGCGGGUUCGAAUCCUGGGCGAUUCAUAUAUUUUUUUUAUUUUUGGUUGUUUUAAUAAAAUUUUUUUUAAAGUGGUAGAUAAGAAAGUUAGUUUAAUUUUUAAAUAAAAUACAAAUAACCUGUUAAGUAUAUUUACUUCGUUGAAAUUACCUAUAUAAUAGAAGAAUAUCUUCUUACGUGCGUACAAAGUACACACACAUUCUUUUUUUUUAUGUAUUUUGACCCGUAGAACACGAAUUUUUUGGGUAACAGUUGAUCCGGAUGUCGAUAAGAUUGUUAUAAACAAAGAACUUGAGGAAUUACAUAACAGCGAUUUUUCGCAAAACAAAACAUUUUUUUUUGGGUCAUUCUAAUCAAAAAAAAUUUUACAAGUUUUGUCGUAGAAUGCAUAGUUUUCGACAUAAACGCGGUUGAACUUUAAAAAAAAUAGAAAAAUUGCAAUUUUUGAACCCGAAUAACUUUUGAUUGAAAAAUAAAAUAGCAAUUCUGCUUACCGCAUUUAAAAGUUCAAGUCGAAUUUUAUCGGUUUUGAUUAUUUUCAUUGCUAAAAAUUAAUUUUUUUAUUGUUAAACAAAGCUAUAAACACAUAGUGUUUCCCGUGCCCAAUGCAUGCGUUUUAAUGUACUUAAUCUACGUAGAAAUUGUCUGUUGCUAUUUAUAGCUUUGUUUAACAAUAAAAAAAUUAAUUUUUAGCAAUGAAAAUAAUCAAAAUACUAAAAAUGCGGUAAACAGAAUUACUAUUUUAUUUUUCAAUCAAAAGUUAUUCGGGUUCAAAAAUUGCAAUUUUUCGAUUUUUUUAAAUCAACCUUUAGGUCGAAAACUAUUCAUUCUACAAAAAAACUUGUAAAAAAUUUUUUGCUUAGAAUGACCCAAAUUAUACAAAAAAAUGUUUUGUUUUGCGAAAAAUCGUUUUUAUGUGAUACCUCGUACGUAUGGCAUCCAAAUCUGGGGAACUGCCAGUGAAACAAAUUUACUUAAGAUACAGCGCUUUCAAUCAAAAGUUCUAAGGCAACUGUGCCAAGCUCCUUGGUACAUUUCCAACGAUAAUAUACAUAGGGAUCUCCAAGUCCAAACCGUCAAAGAAGAAAUUGUUUCUCUGUGCUCCAAGUACCACAAUAGACUACAGGUUCACCCAAACAUAUUGGUCACCAAUCUCCUGACACCCCUACAGAACAGAAGACUAAAAAGAACAGACACUCUUGACCUCAACACUAACUAAUCAUACCCACUUUUAUCACUACUAUUGUAUUACUUUUCAGAUUAAUUCAAUUAAUUUAUUAAUUUUUAAUUAUUAACAAUCUUUAUUGUACUCUUUUAGGUAUUCACCACUGGGUGAAUACUGACUGUGUCAUACUCUUAAUACUCAUAUGUAUUGUUUAUUAUUUUUUUAUAAAAUAGAUUGCAAUAAAAUGGAUGCCAAAAAAAAUGUGAUACCUCAAGUUCUUUGUUUAUAACAAUCUUAUAGACAUCCGGAUCAACUGUUACCCAAAAAAUUCGUGUUCUACGGGUCAAAAUACAUAAAAAAACUUGGAUAACUCCAUCUGAAUUAAGGAGGCCGUUGUACCCCCACUGGCGACAGGACUAUAUCAUCAUUGAUCGUAUAAAUAGUAGCAUGACAAGGUUUUCCGACCAAAAGCGACUUAAUCAAGAUCUGUCAUGUUUGGUCCAAAAAGGUUUCCCAAAUUGAAAAAAAAAAGGUAUACCAAAGGGUGUCUUAUAAAAAAUAUGCAAUUUAGUUCCAUUAUUUUAUCAAGAAAUAUUUGCAGAGGAACCUCAAUAAUUUGAUUGUGUAUGUUUCUUCAUCAUUGAAUAAAUGUUAUAUGAAUGAAGUUUCAGAUCAAUUAGAUCAACAAAAUCUCGAAAAAGAAAAUAGUCAUGUAAAUCAUUUAUCGAUAUAAUAUUUUGUAUAUACAGAGCUUAUCAAAGUUUAUAAAGUCCUUUUAAUAAUUCCUCUCACUCAAGUAAGUUGUAUAGCAGGUUUUUCGAAAAAUUAUUAGAAACCAGGCUUCGAUCUUUGAGAUGGAAAAUGAAAAUCUAGAAAGUCUUCUUAUAAUGCAAUUAAAAAGAAAAGUAAUUGCAAGAAUUGAUAAUAUUAUAAAUAAACUAUGUAAUUGACUCUAUUAUUAUAAAUGAACUCUGUAAUUAUUAUAAACUACUGAAAUCUGUCGCCUGUCUAUAAUGUAAAUCGUCAAAUUUAGUCAUUUAACAGAUAUUUGGAUAUAACAGAUAUUUGAACAGUUGGAUAAAGAUACUUUAUUUUAUUGUUACAGAGUAAUAAUAAUAUUAUUAAUCAACGUGGAAAUCGAAACGUCAAAAUAAACUUAUGUCAAAGGAAAACUGUGGCGUAUUCUUCAUAAAACAAGUAAAAAUUCUUGUUAUUUAUUUAAAUUAAAAUUAAACGUAUAAAAGAAAUAAUAUUGAUUUCCUCUACAUUCAAUAGAAUUUCAAGAAACUUAGCUUAGGAGGGGGUAUUUUGCCUUUGUUUGCAGUUUAGGUUGGAGCCUUUUUAUGAGCCAGUCCGGCCUUGGUUGUAAUAGUUUAUAAUUUUUUGUGUAUAUUUAAAAUUUUAUUAUUAAUAGUAUAAACCAACAUUAUCUGGUAUUAAGGGCAUCAAUAUUUAAUGUAAUAGUGUAAGAUUUGGAUAUCGAUGGUUGUAUUUGAUAUUUUUACAUGUAAUCUUAAAUAAAAACCUUUUUUGUGCCUAA